AUGGCGACUCCGGCGCCGGAUUCAAUCUUCCUCGAAGACUUCGGCCAGACUGUCGACCUCACCCGCCGCAUCCGCGAGGUUCUACUCAAUUACCCCGAGGGAACAACCGUCCUUAAGGAACUCAUUCAGAACGCCGAUGACGCCGGUGCCACCACCGUUUCUCUUUGUCUCGACCUCCGCUCCCACGGCCGCGAUUCUCUGCUCUCCGAUUCCCUUUCGCAGUGGCAAGGACCCGCGCUUUUGGCCUACAACAAUGCUGUUUUCUCUGAAGAGGAUUUCGUUAGUAUCUCUAAAAUUGGCGGGAGUAGUAAGCAUGGGCAAGCUUCUAAAACCGGUCGCUUCGGGGUUGGCUUCAACUCAGUUUACCAUUUAACAGAUCUUCCUUCAUUUGUGAGUGGAAAAUACGUGGUAUUAUUUGAUCCUCAGGGUGUUUAUCUUCCAAGAGUUUCUGCAGCGAAUCCUGGGAAGCGGAUUGACUUCACCACUUCAUCUGCCCUCUCCUUUUACAAGGAUCAGUUUUUCCCUUUUUGUGCGUUUGGUUGUGAUAUGCAGAGACCUUUUGCUGGAACUUUGUUCCGUUUUCCUUUGAGGAAUGUAGAUCAGGCAGCCAAAAGUAAGCUUUCAAGGCAAGCAUAUUCACCAGAAGACAUCUCCUCCAUGUUUGUUCAGCUCUUUGAAGAAGGAAUUUUGACACUUCUCUUUCUAAAGAGUGUGCUAUGCAUUGAAAUGCACUCCUCAGAUUGUCCAAGUGUUCGAAUACCCCAACUGAAUUGGAUGCAUUCCCAUUGGAAUUUGAUUGGUUCUUUUGCUGCAACUGCAUCAAAAGAACAUGACAUUCACUUAAUGCCGUGGGCAUCAGUCGCAGCAUGCAUUUCUGAUAAUUCACCAAUUAACAAAGUUCUUAGGACUGGUCAGGCAUUCUGUUUUCUUCCACUACCUGUUAGAACUGGACUAAGCGUACAAGUCAAUGGUUUCUUUGAGGUAUCAUCAAAUCGUCGUGGCAUUUGGUAUGGGGAUGACAUGGAUAGAAGUGGAAAAGUUCGUUCUAUCUGGAACAGGCUUCUUCUAGAAGACGUUGUGGUUCCUGCUUUUGUGCAUAUGCUGCAUUGUGUAAAGGAGUUGUUAGGGCCAACAGACUUAUACUAUUCUUUAUGGCCUAUUGGUUCCUUUGAAGAGCCAUGGAGCAUUUUGGUUCAACAAAUAUACAAAAGCGUUUGUCACGCUCCAGUUAUCUAUUCAGAAUUGAAUGGAGGAAGAUGGGUAUCACCGAGCGAAGCCUUUCUUCAUGAUGAAAAAUUCACCAAAAGCAAGGACCUUGGUUUGGCUCUCAUGCAACUGGGAGUGCCAGUUGUGCAUUUGCCCGAUUCAUUGUUUGAUAUGCUUUUAAAAAAUAGUUCCAGCAAGGUGGUUACUCCUGGUACAGUACGUGAAGUUCUUAGGGAAUGUGAAACAUCUGAUUAUUUGAGCAGAUCAUUCAAACUUCUAUUAUUGGAAUAUUGCCUUGAGGACCUGGUUGAUGAUGAUGUUGGUAAAGAGGCUUACAAUCUGCCCUUGCUUCCUUUAGCAAAUGGCAGUUUUGCAUCAUUUCUGGAAGCAUCAAAAGGAAAUUCAUACUUCAUUUGUGAUGAAUUAGAGUACAAGCUGCUGCAGCCUGUUUCGGACAGAGUGAUUGAUCGUAGCAUUCCUUCCAACAUAUUGAGCAGACUCUCUGGUGUUGCAAUGUCUUCAAAUACCAAUCUUGCUCUUUUCAGUAUUCAAUAUUUUGUUCAGUUAUUUCCUGCAUUUAUGCCAGCUGACUGGAAAUAUAAAAGUAAAGUGUUCUGGAAUCCAGACUUGUGUCAAAAGCCAACAUUAUCAUGGUUUUUGCUAUUCUGGCAAUAUCUAGGAAAGCAUAAUGAAACAUUGCAACUAUUUAGUGAUUGGCCAAUUUUACCAUCCACGUCUGGAUUUCUUUUAAGACCUUCCAGACAAUUGAAAAUGAUACAUGGAAGCAAUCUCUCGGAUGUAGUACAGGACAUCCUUGUGAAAAUUGGAUGCAAUAUAUUGAAGUCAAGUUAUGUAGUUGAACAUCCGGAUUUAUUCAAUUAUGUAAGUGAUGGAAGUGCAGCAGGUGUCCUGCAAUCAAUUUUUAAUGUAUUUUCAAGUGCCGAUGUUAUGCAAAUUUCACUUGACAGUCUGAUAGCUGAAGAACGAAAUGAACUCCGCAAAUUUCUUCUUGAUCCUAAAUGGUAUGUUGGACACUCUAUGGAUGAAUUCAGCUCAAGUUUUUGCAAGAAAUUACCUAUAUAUCAAGUCUAUGGCAGGGAGUCUGUUCAUGAUUGCCGAUUCUCUGACUUAGAAAAUCCUCGGAAGUACUUACCACCAUCGGAUGUGCCAGAUUUUAUUCUGGUGGACAUUGAAUUCAUUGUCAGAUCCUCAAGUAUUGAAGAGGAGGAUAUCCUGUCUAGGUAUUAUGGAGUUGAGAGAAUGGGGAAAGCAGAGUUUUACAAGGAGCAUGUUUUUCAUAGAGUUGGGGAGUUGCAAGCCGAGGUUCGUGAUAGCAUAAUGUUGUCCGUUCUACAAAAUUUGCCACUUUUGUCUCUUGAGGAUGUAUCUAUCAGGGAGCUGUUGAGAAAUUUGAAAUUUAUCCCAACACUCACUGGGGCUCUUAAGUGUCCUUCAGUUUUAUAUGAUCCUAGUAAUGAGGAACUGUAUGCGUUACUAGAAGACUCAGAUAGUUUCCCUUGUGGUGCUUUCCGAGAAUAUGAUAUCCUUAAUAUUCUGCGUGGCCUGGGCCUUAGAACUUCAGUGUCUCCAGAAACUGUUCUAGAAAGUGCUCGAUGUAUCGCACAUCUGAUGCAUGAGGAUCAACAAAAGGCACAUUCAAAAGGGAAAGUACUUUUCUCUUACCUAGAAGUUAAUGCAUUGAAAUGGAUUCCUGAUCAAGUUGAUGGUAAUAAAGGAGGAGUUAACUGGAUGUUAUCACGAGCAGCAACUGCUUUUAGGUCUCGCAACACAAAAUCUGAUCUUGAAAAAUUCUGGAAUGACCUUCAAUUGAUUUCCUGGUGCCCAGUCUUAGCCUCCCCUCCACUUCACUCGUUACCGUGGCAGGUUGUUUCAUCAAUGGUUGCUCCUCCAAAACAUGUAAGGCCACCAAGUGAUUUAUGGUUAGUCUCAGCUAGCAUGCGGAUACUGGAUGGUGAAUGCUCUUCGACAGCUUUAUUGUAUAGCCUGGGAUGGAUGUCACCGCCAGGAGGAGGUGUAAUUGCUGCCCAAUUGCUAGAGCUUGGAAAAAAUAAUGAGAUUGUGACUGAUCAAGCUCUUAGGCAGGAAUUAGCCUUGGCAAUGCCAAGGAUAUACUCGAUACUGACAGGAAUGAUGGCUUCAGAUGAGAUUGAGAUUGUUAAGGUUGUUCUUGAAGGCUGUCGAUGGAUUUGGGUGGGAGACGGAUUUACAACCUCUGAUGAGGUUGUCCUUGAUGGUCCUCUUCAUUUGGCUCCAUAUAUACGAGUUAUACCAAUUGACUUGGCGGUUUUCAAAAAAUUGUUUCUAGAACUUGGCAUUCGUGAAUUCUUGCAACCUGCUGACUAUGCUAAUAUUCUCCAUAGGAUGGCAAAUAGGAAAGGCUCAUCUCCUCUUGACACACAGGAGAUUAGGGCUGUUACACUAAUAGUGCAUCAGCUAGCUGAAGUUUAUCAUCACGAACAAAAAGUUCAGCUCUAUCUUCCAGAUGUGUCAGGUAGACUAUUUCUUGCGGGUGACUUGGUUUAUAAUGAUGCCCCCUGGUUGCUUGGCUCCGAAGAUCUUGAUGGCUCGUUUGGAAAUGCAUCAACUGUGCGUUGGAAUGCAAAAAGCACAGUUCAAAAAUUUGUGCAUGGAAACAUUUCUAAUGAUGUGGCAGAGAAGUUGGGCGUCUGUUCUCUUCGCAGGAUGUUGCUGGCUGAGAGUGCAGAUUCAAUGAAUUUUGGUCUGUCUGGAGCUGCUGAGGCUUUUGGGCAGCACGAGGCAUUGACAACGAGGCUUAAACAUAUUCUUGAAAUGUAUGCUGAUGGACCUGGGACUCUGUUUGAGCUGGUACAGAAUGCAGAAGAUGCUGGAGCUUCUGAAGUAAUAUUUCUUUUGGAUAAAUCUCAAUAUGGGACUUCUUCCAUUCUCUCUCCUGAAAUGGCUGAUUGGCAAGGUCCUGCUUUGUACUGCUUUAAUGACUCAGUUUUUAGUCCACAAGAUCUUUAUGCAAUUUCUCGUAUUGGUCAAGAAAGUAAACUUGAGAAGGCUUUUGCAAUAGGAAGAUUUGGACUGGGAUUUAAUUGUGUCUAUCACUUUACAGACAUCCCUAUGUUUGUUUCUGGUGAAAAUAUAGUAAUGUUUGACCCUCAUGCCAGUAAUUUGCCUGGAAUAUCUCCUUCCCACCCUGGUUUACGAAUUAAGUUUGUGGGACGGCAGAUUUUGGAGCAAUUUCCAGAUCAAUUUUCUUCAAUGUUGCAUUUUGGCUGUGACUUGCAACAGUCCUUUCCUGGUACACUAUUCCGAUUCCCUCUUAGAACUGCAAGUGUUGCCUCCCGGAGUCAAAUUAAAAAGGAAGUUUAUACACCGGAAGAUGAAGGAACAGGAGAUGAAAUGCACCUACUGCACCGUAUACGCAGGACCUGUAUUGGUGAGGCUGAAAUUGAAUCUACUGAAGCCAAGGACGCGUUCAACUUUUUCAAGGAAAAUAGACGUGUUGGAAUGAAUAGAGUCCAGUUUCUGAAGAAACUAAGCCAAUCAAUUGGCCGAGAGUUGCCUUAUAAAUGCCAAAAAAUCCUGAUUACAGAACAAGGCAUAUCUGGUCACCAUUUGCACUAUUGGAUAAUCACAGAAUGUUUAGGCGGUGGGUAUGUUCGAAAGGGCACAUCUGAGGCAUCCAAUAGCAAUUGUUACAAUUUUGUUCCUUGGGCUUGUGUUGCUGCAUAUUUGAAUUCUGUUAAGCUUGAUGGGGACCUACUUGAUAGUGCAGAGGUGGAGGGUGAUUGUGUAGUUUCUCCUGACCUUUUUCAAAUUGCUAGUUUGCCUACACAUCCACUGGAAAAUUUUGAAGGUCGCGCAUUCUGUUUUUUACCUUUACCUAUCAAUACUGGUCUUCCUGCUCACGUAAAUGCAUACUUUGAACUAUCAUCAAAUCGCAGGGAUAUCUGGUUUGGUUCUGAUAUGACAGGGGAUGGAAGAAAGCGGUCAGACUGGAAUAUAUACCUCCUUGAAAAUGUUGUUGCUCCUGCCUAUGGUCGUUUGCUUGAGAAGGUAGCACUGGAAAUUGGCCCUUGCAAUUUAUUCUUCUCAUUAUGGCCGACAACAAUAAGCUUAGAACCUUGGGCAUCAGUAGUACGGAAACUAUAUCAAUUUGUAGCUGAAUUUGAUCUCCGUUUAUUAUAUACUGAAGCUAGAGGAGGUCAGUGGAUUUCAACCAAAUAUGCUAUAUUUCCCGACUUUACUUUCCCCAAAGCAGCCGAACUUAUAAAAGCGUUGUCUGGUGCUUCUCUACCUGUCAUUUCACUUCCACAGUCACUUUUAGAAAAGUUUAUGGAAAUAUGUCCAUCGUUGCAUUUUCUGAAACCUAAGCUAUUAAGGACUUUGUUAAUCAAAAGGAAGCGUGAGUUCAAGGACAGGGAUGCAAUGAUUUUGACGCUUGAAUAUUGCUUACAUGACUUGCAAGAAUCUAUGCAGUUUGAUACGCUCUUUGGCCUGCCGUUGUUGCCACUCGCAGAUGGUUCCUUUACAUUAGUUGAUAAGAAGGGGGUUGGAGAAAGAGUUUACAUUGCACGUGGCGAUGAAUAUGGCCUUCUCAAAGAUUCCCUUCCUCAUCAACUUGUAAUUAAUGCUAUUCCAGAAGAAGUUCAUCAAAAACUUCGUUACAUUGCCCAAACAGAUAGCACAAAUAUUUCUUUCUUGUCAUGCCAUUUGCUUGAGAAACUUCUAGUGAAAUUACUUCCUGUAGAGUGGCAACAUGCUUCACAAGUAAGUUGGACUCCUGGUAUUCAUGGCCAACCAAGUUUAGAAUGGUUGCAACUGCUAUGGAAUUAUCUGAAAGCAUAUUGUGAGGAUCUUUUAAUUUUUUCUAAGUGGCCUAUAUUGCCUGUUGGCAAUGAUUGCUUGAUGCAGUUAACACCAAAUUCAAAUGUGAUAAAAAAUGAUGGUUGGAGUGAGAAAAUGUCUUCUUUAUUGUUGAAGGUUGGAUGUUUAUUCUUAAGGCAGGACCUGCAACUAGAUCACCCUGAAUUGGAAUGCUUUGUCCAAUCACCUACAGCAAGAGGUGUAUUAAAUGUGUUUCUGGCUAUUGCUGGGGAGCCACAGAAGAUUGAAGGGAUUUUUACACAUGUAUCUGAAGGAGAGCUUCAUGAACUCCGGAGCUACAUCCUCCAGUCAAAAUGGUUUUCUGAAGAGCAAAUCGAUAGCACACAUAUUGAAAUCAUCAAACACCUUCCUAUAUUUGAGUCAUACCAAAACAGAAAACUUGUAAAUUUGAUUAAUCCUAUCAAAUGGCUUGGUCCUACUGGUGUUCGCGAAGUUCUUUUAAGGGAUAGCUUCAUAAGAAUUGAAUCAGAAAUGGAAGGGGUCAUUAUGAGAAGGUAUUUAGGGAUAAAGGAACCAACAAAAAUGGAAUUCUUCAAAGAUCACAUAUUCAAUCAUAUGUCAGAGUUCCUUUUGAACCAGGAAGUUGUGUCAUCCAUUCUGAAUGACGUUCAGGAUUUGAUCAAAGAGGAUAUCGCUCUCAAGUCUACACUUUCUGCUGUACCAUUUGUUCUGGCUGCCAAUGGAUCUUGGCAACAACCAUCUAGGCUUUAUGAUCCUCGGGUUCCUGAGCUUAAAAAGAUGCUGCAUACAGAUGCUUUUUUUCCCUCUGACAAAUUUUUAGAUCCAGAAAUUUUGGAUACUUUAGUUAGCCUUGGACUUAGGACCAGUAUGGGAUUUUCUGGUUUGCUUGAUUGUGCUAGAUCAGUCAGCUUGUUGCACGAUUCUGGGGACAAUGAAGCCUUCAAGAAUGGUAGAGAGUUAUUGGGGUUUUUAGAUACAUUAUCGCGUAAGCUCUCAAAUAAAGAAGAAAGUACGAAUGGUGAUGAGUGGAGUGGCAUGGCUGUGGGAAGUAGCAACAUAAUGGAUGAUGCUGUUCUAUGUGAUGGCUUUUGUGAAAAUGAGAGCUCCAUGAAUGAUAUUGAUUCAUUUAUUAGCAGCUCUAUUCUUGACAUGCCAGAAGAAGAAUUUUGGUCUGAAUUGAAGUUAAUCUCUUGGUGUCCAGUUAUUUCUGAUCCACCUGUUAGGGGACUUCCUUGGUUACAAUCCAGUAACCAAGUAGCAUCCCCCACAACUGUGAGGCCUAAAUCACAGAUGUGGAUGGUAUCUUCUUCAAUGCUUAUAUUAGACGGCAAAUGUGACAAUGCAUAUCUACAAACAAAACUUGGGUGGAUGGAUUGCCCAAAUGUAAAUGUUUUAUCAAAACAAUUAAUUGAGCUAUCUAAGUCCUAUACACAGCUGAAGACACAUUCAUUGCUGGAUUCUGAUUUUGAUGCUCACUUGCAAAAGGAAAUACCCUGCCUUUAUUCAAAAUUGCAAGAAUAUAUUAAUACUGAUGACUUCAUUGAACUGAAAGGAGGGUUAGAUGGUGUUUCUUGGAUCUGGAUUGGUGAUGAUUUUGUAUCUCCAAAUGCACUUGCAUUUGAUUCACCAGUAAAAUUUACUCCUUACCUAUAUGUGGUUCCAUCUGAACUUUCCGAGUAUAAAGAUUUGAUGAUAAAGUUAGGAGUCAAAUUGAGUUUUGGUAUUUCAGACUAUCUUCAUGUGCUGCAGAAGUUGCAGAAUGAUGUGCAUGGAGUUCCUCUUUCAAAAGAUCAGUUAAAUUUUGUUCGCUGUGUUCUUGAAGCUAUACAAGAAUGUUGCCCGGAGAAGUCACAUUUUGAUCCUUUUGACAGUCCCUUGUUGAUUCCUGAUGCUUUUGGAGUUCUGAUGUAUUCAGGAGAUCUUGUAUACAACGAUGCACCUUGGAUGGAAAACAAUUCUCUUGUUGGGAGACAUUUUGUGCAUCCAUGUAUCAGCAAUGAUUUGGCAGAAAGGCUGGGAGUACAGUCGGUUCGUUGCCUCUCUCUAGUCAGUGAAGAUAUGACUAAAAAUCUGCCGUGCAUGGAUUACAAUAAAAUAAAUGAACUUUUGGCUUUGUAUGGAAACAGUGAAUUUUUGUUGUUUGACCUUCUUGAGUUGGCAGAUUGCUGCAAAGCCAAGAAGUUACACCUAGUUUAUGAUAAGAGGGAACAUCCUCGCCAGUCUUUGCUUCAGCACAAUUUAGGUGAAUUCCAAGGGCCUGCUCUUGUAGCAAUUUUUGAAGGUGCUUGCUUGAGUCGAGAGGAAUUUAGUAGUCUCCAGCUCCUUCCUCCAUGGAGAUUACGUGGAAACACAGUUAAUUAUGGUUUGGGAUUGGUUUGUUGUUAUUCAGUAUGCGAGCUUCUCUCAGUUGUAUCUGGUGGCUACUUUUAUAUGUUUGAUCCUCGUGGCUUGGUACUUGCUGGAGUUUCAACUAAUGCCCCAUCAGCAAAGAUGUUUUCUUUGAUAGGUACUGAUCUGAAACAACGAUUUCAUGAUCAGUUUAGUCCAAUGCUUAUCGAUCAGAAUGACCUAUGGUCAUUAUCUGAUUCUACUAUUAUUCGGAUGCCUCUAUCCUCCGAUUGCUUGAAGGUUGGAUCUGACUUGGGGGCAAACCGAGUAAAGCAUAUCAUCGACAUAUUUAUGGAGCAUGGAUCUAGAGCACUCUUAUUUCUGAAGUCAGUAUUGGAGGUAUCAAUAUCAACAUGGGAGGAAGGACAAUCACAUCCAUGCCAGAAUUUUUCAAUUAGCAUUGAUCCAUCGUCUUCUAUUAUGAGGAAUCCAUUUUCAGAAAAGAAAUGGAGAAAGUUCCAAUUAUCAAGACUAUUUAGCAGCUCUAAUGCUGCAAUUAAGAUGCAUGUAAUAGACGUGAAUUUAUGUUCAGAAGGAACUGCAUUCAUUGAUCGAUGGCUUCUUGCACUCACCUUGGGUUCUGGGCAAACGAGAAAUAUGGCAUUAGAUAGACGAUAUCUUGCUUACAACUUGACUCCUGUUGCUGGAAUAGCAGCACUUAUAUCAAGAAAUGGCCAUCAUACAAAUAUAUACUCAACUAGCUCAAUUAUGACUCCUCUUCCUUUGUCUGGUCAUAUAAACUUACCUGUGACUGUCUUUGGUUGUUUCCUUGUGUGUCACAACAAAGGCCGCUGUCUCUUUAAAUACCAAGACAAGGGUGCUUCAGCCGAGGGGAACUUUGAUGCUGGAAAUCAGUUAAUUGAAUCAUGGAACAGAGAGCUCAUGUCCUGUGUAUGUGAUUCCUAUGUUGAAAUGGUUUUGGAAGUUCAAAAGCUGAGAAGGGAUGCUUCAAGUUCUAUAAUUGAUUCUAGUACCCGUCCAACCAGUCAAUCUCUGAAGGCUUCUGGAGAUCAAAUCUACUCCUUCUGGCCACGUUCUUCUGAGAGGGAAGUUCUAAAUGUUCAACUUGACGACCACAGUAACAUCCCUUCAAGUUCAACUACAGUUCUUAAAGCUGACUGGGAAUGCCUUAAAGAACGGCCUGGGAAUGGGAUAGUUGGUAGUUUACUUCCAGCAACAGUUUGCAGCUUUGUAAAGGAGCACUAUCCUGUAUUUUCUGUACCAUGGGAAUUAGUGACUGAAAUUCAAGCUGUGGGUUUUUCAGUGCGUGAAAUUAGACCAAAAAUGGUCCGGGAUCUCCUAAAAGUUUCAUCAAAAUCAAUCAAUCUUCGAUCAGUUGACAUGUAUAUAGAUGUUAUUGAAUACUGCUUAUCAGAUUUUCGGCAAACAGGGUCGUCUAGUUUUCCCAGAGAUAACUUUUCAGUUGAUCUAGCUAGUACUAAUGUUUUGUUUCCAGAAACUGCUGUCAGAAGCACUUCUUCUCAGCUGGAGUCUAAUACCCACAGCUCCACUGGCAUAGCCACUCAGGGUGCAGCCAGUUCUGCAGAUGCAUUGGAAAUGGUGACAAGUUUAGGAAAGGCUUUAUUCGAUUUUGGAAGGGGGGUUGUUGAUGAUAUUGGUAGAGCAGGAGCACCGUCAGCUUACAGGAAUCAUGUGACAGGGAUAGGUCAAACUAGGGACCUCCAGUUAAUGUCGUUUGCGGCGGAACUCAAAGGUUUACCAUGUCCAACUGCCACUGGCCAUUUAAAGAAAUUGGGUGUAACUGAACUAUGGAUUGGGAAUAAGGAACAGCAGUCAUUAAUGGUUCCCUUGGGAGAAAAAUUUGUUCAUCCUAAAGUGUUAGACCGACAACUCUUGAGUGACAUUUUUUCUAACACAUCCCUUCAAGCACUAUUGAAAUUGCAGAACUUCUCUCUUAAUCUGCUGGCUCAUCACAUGAAGCUAAUUUUCCACGAAGAUUGGGUGAACCAUGUAAUGGGAUCAAAUACGGCUCCGUGGCUUUCAUGGGAGAAACUGUCUGAUUCUGGCAGUCAAGGGGGUCCUUCCUCUGAUUGGGUUAGAAUUUUCUGGAAAAGUUUUAAGGGCUCUCAAGAAGAAUUAUCUCUUUUCUCUGAUUGGCCCCUAAUUCCUGCUUUUCUUGGUAGGCCAGUCUUAUGCCGUGUAAGAGAACAGCAUUUGGUCUUCAUUCCUCCUCCUUUGGAGCAUACAAUAUCCACUGCUAGGAUUAUAGAAAGAGAAUCAACUGAUGUGAGUGGUGCUGGUGUAUCUAGGGAUAAUAACUCUGAAUCUGAGUUAGCUGAGUCCUACAUUUCAGCUUUUGAAAGACUCCAAACUAGUUAUCCUUGGUUAUUGCCAAUGUUAAACCAGUGUAACAUACCCAUAUUUGAUGAGGCAUUUUUAGAUUGCGCUGCUUCGAGCAAUUGUUUUCCUAUUCCUGGGAGAUCACUAGGACUGGCUAUUGCAUCCAAACUUGUAGCAGUAAAGCAAGCUGGAUAUUUCACUGAACCUACUAACUUCUCAGCUUCAAACUGUGAUGCACUUUUUUCACUUUUUUCAGAUGAAUUCUUUUCCAAUGGCUUCCGUUAUGCACAGGAAGAAAUUGAAGUUUUGCGUUCUCUUCCUAUAUACAAAACAGUUGUUGGUUCUCAUACUAAGUUACAAGGUCAAGAUCAGUGUAUGAUCCCUUCAAAUUCAUUUUUUAAACCAUACGACGAGCAUUGUCUUUCUUAUGCCACUGAUUCGAAUGAAAGUUCAUUUGUUCGAGCCCUUGGGGUACUGGAGUUGCAUGAUCAACAGAUCUUAGUACGGUUUGGCUUGCCCCACUUUGAAAGGAAGCUUCAGAAUAUGCAAGAGGAAAUAUUAGUUUAUGUUUUUAAAAAUUGGCAUGAUCUUCAAUCAGAUCAAUCUGUUGUUGAAGCUUUGAAAGAGACUAAAUUUGUUAGAAGUUCUGAUGAAUUUUCAACAGAUCUGUUGAAGCCCAUGGAACUAUUUGAUCCUGGUGAUGCUUUAUUGAUAUCUAUUUUCUUUGGUGAAAGAAAAAAGUUUCCUGGGGAAAGGUUUAGCACUGAAGGUUGGAUUCGAAUAUUAAGGAAACUUGGGCUUCGAACUGCUAGUGAUGUAGAUGUAAUUAUGGAAUGUGCCAAAAGAGUUGAGUUUCUUGGAAUUGAGUGCAUGAAAUCAGGUGAUUUGGAUGAUUUUGGGGCAGACACAACCAACUCUCGUCCUGAAGUUUCACCAGAAGUAUGGGCAUUGGGAGGAUCUGUAGUUGAAUUUGUUUUCUCUAACUUUGCUCUCUUUUUUAGCAACAACUUCUGUGAUCUUCUUGGCAAGAUUGCAUGUGUACCUGCUGAACUGGGGUUUCCAAGUGUUGGUUGCAAGAGGGUGCUUGCUUCAUAUAGUGAAGCUAUUUUAUCUAAAGAUUGGCCUCUGGCUUGGAGUUGUGCUCCCAUUCUAUGCAGACAAUAUGUUAUGCCUCCAGAGUACUCUUGGGGAGCUCUCCAUCUUCGCAGCCCUCCAGCUUUUUCCACAGUUUUGAAGCACUUGCAAGUGAUUGGAAAAAAUGGAGGUGAAGAUACUCUUGCUCAUUGGCCCAUUGUUUCAGGAUUGGACAUUGAAAAAUGUACCUGUGAGAUUCUAAAGUAUUUGGACAAAAUCUGGGGUUCCCUUUCUCCGUCAGAUGUUGCAGAGCUAAGGGGGGUGGCCUUUCUGCCUGCGGCAAAUGGAACACGCUUAGUGACCGCUGAUGCUCUUUUUGCUCGUUUGAUGAUUAAUUUGUCUCCAUUUGCUUUUGAACUUCCGGCUGUAUAUCUCCCAUUUGCAAAGAUUCUUAAAGAUUUAGGACUCCAAGAUAUGCUAACACUGUCCGCUGCAAAAGAUCUUCUCUUAAAUCUUCAGAAAGCUUGUGGGUAUCAGCAUUUAAAUCCCAAUGAGCUCCGUGCUGUGAUGGAAAUUUUGAAUUUUAUUUGCGACCAAAUUGGUGAGGGGAACCCAUUUAAUGGUUAUGAUUGGAAAUCAGAAGUCAUAGUACCUGACGAUGGCUGCAGACUUGUUCAUUCCACAUCCUGUGUCUAUGUUGAUUCUGAUGGCUCUCGAUAUGUCAAGUGUAUUAAUACUUCUAGGAUUAGAUUUGUCCACGCAGAUCUUCCUGAGAGAGUAUGUCUUGUCCUGGGCAUUAAAAAAUUGUCUGAUGUCGUCAUCGAGGAACUAGAUGAGAAUCAGAUACUUCAGACUUUGCGAUCUGUGGGGUCUGUUUCACUAGUGACCAUCAAACAGAAGUUGUCAAGCAAAUCUCUUCAAAGUGCUGUAUGGACUGUUGUUAAUAGUAUGGGGAGUUACAUUCCUGCAUUGAAUAGAUUCCCAUUGGAAGAAAUAGAAAGCAUAUUGAACUCUAUUGCAGAAAAGCUGCAAUUUGUUAAGUACCUUAAAACAAGGUUUUUGCUCUUGCCGAAUUUAGUAGAUGUUACAUGUGCAUCCAAAGAUUUCAUUAUCCCAGAGUGGAAUAAUGAAUCUGCACAUCAAACUCUCUAUUAUAUGAACCAAACAAGAUCAUGUAUUCUAAUUGCUGAACCACCAUCAUAUAUUUCCCUUUUCGAUCUCAUUUCUAUAAUUGUCAGCCAGGUAUUAGGCUCUCCUAUCAUAUUGCCUAUUGGAUCCUUAUUUGACUGUCCAGAAGGAUUUGAGAAUGCAGUUGUUAAUGUUUUAAAACUUUGCUCGGACAAGAAAGAAAUUGAAUCUGUGAAUGGAAGUAGCAAUAUGGUGGGCAAAGAUCUAUUGCCACAAGAUGCUCGUCUUGUGCAGUUCCAUCCAUUGAGGCCCUUUUAUUCUGGGGAAAUAGUUGCAUGGCGAUCUCAACAUGGAGAAAAACUGAAAUAUGGCAGGGUUUCUGAGGAUGUCAGACCACCAGCAGGUCAAGCAGCUCUGUAUAGAUUUAAAAUUGAAGUUGCACCAGGGGUUACAGAAGCUUUCCUUUCAUCACAAGUAUUUUCAUUUAAAAGUGUAUCAGCAAGCAGUCCCCUGAAAGAAACAUCGAUGCAUGAUAGCCCCGUAUUAGCAAGUAACAGCUCCCGCGUUGAUUUCCCAGAGAGUUCAGGAAGGAGAGAACUCAACUCUCAGGUGCCAUCUUUGAGAGAGCAGUCUGGCAAAGUUUCAGCUGCGGAACUGGUGCACGCUGUAAAUGAAAUUCUUUCUGCUGCUGGGAUCAAUAUGGAUGCUGAGAAGCAGGCUCUACUCCAAAAAACAGUAGAUUUGCAAGAAAAUCUGAAAGAAUCACAGGCAGCACUACUGUUGGAGCAGGAAAAGGUUGAACGAUCAACAAAAGAGGCUGAUACAGCAAAAGCAGCAUGGACUUGUCGGGUUUGUCUGAGCUAUGAGGUUGAUAUAACAUUAGUUCCUUGUGGUCAUGUGUUGUGUCGGAAAUGCUCUUCUGCAGUAUCAAAGUGUCCCUUUUGUCGGCUUCAAGUUACAAGAGCUAUCAGAAUUUUUCGUCCAUAG
This is a messenger RNA of Vicia faba (fava bean), 13923 nucleotides long. NCBI's taxonomy places the organism in Eukaryota, Viridiplantae, Streptophyta, Magnoliopsida, Fabales, Fabaceae. The record is from the annotation of a GenBank genome assembly.